CAAACAUGUAUGCACUCUUCAAAAGUAAAAAAAAAUAAAUGGGCAGAGACAGGAAUAAAAAUAUAUAAAUAAAUAAAAAAGAGAAAUAAAUAAAUAACUGUUCUCUCCUUCUGUUAAGAGCACUUCUUUAACUUGCCCUCAGACUAUACUAUACUAUGUGUUCUGGUUAAAAUAAUCAACGAAUGGUUGCCAAAUUCUAUAGAACUUUUUUUCCUGACUUUUCAGUAAGAGUCUGAUUUUCUCCAGCUCUAAAUGUCUAAUAAAAUCUGUCAUAAGAUUUGCAUAAGUUGGUGCUGCCUUUGUUUCCAAUUAAGUAAUAUCAAUCUUUGCGCAAGUAGGCUGACAAAUGAAACCAUACUAUGUUCCAUAUUGCUUUUCGUCAUGCUUGAAUCAAUAAUUCCUAGACCCGCCACCAAUGGAUCUACAUUGAUAGGUCUAUAUAAGAUAUUUGAUAGAGUUUGAAAGAUAUUGUCCCAGUAAUUUGAUAACCUCGGACAGCUCCAGAACAUAUGACCCAGAGUUUAUGAUUAAUUUUUUUAGAUGAAAAAAUAUGACAAACCCUAGCAGGCUAAGGGCAGCAUUUAUAUAUAAAGAAAGAAAACAAAUUGAACUAUAUCGUUAUAUGUGAUAUGGUCUAAUUCUAUAUCACAUUAAAAAAUAUAUUGAUAUAUGUUUUAUAUCGAUAUAUCGCCCAGCCCUAAAAUGCACAUGUAGGUGGUUCAAUGGUUCAAACUUAUUUUGACGUUGAGUUGUCCACCGUCAAGAAGAGGGCGAUGAUGCGACAAAACAAGCGCCUCAGGAACCACAGAAGAAGAAGAGUGACCCGGCAGUGGGCGGUGCUUCGGUCCUGUAGAAGAAGAAGCUAGCCGCUAGUCUCUGCUGCAGCAGGUUCUGGUCCUAUUUCUAGCCGAGCAACAUGGUCCAACUAGUGGGUUCCCUCCGGAAAGAACUGGCUGACUCCCUCUCCACCUGUAAGGUGCUGGUGGUGGGAGCGGGAGGGAUCGGCUGCGAGCUCCUGAAGAACCUCGUCCUCACCGGCUUCAAAAACAUCGAAGUGAUUGACUUGGACACAAUUGAUGUAAGCAACCUGAACCGCCAGUUCCUCUUUCAGAAGAAGCAUGUUGGCAAGUCUAAAUCCCAGGUGGCCAAGGAGAGCGCCUUGCAGUUUUGUCCGACUGCAAAUAUCACUGCCUACCAUGACAGCAUCAUGAACCCUGACUACAACGUGGAGUUCUUCAGAAAGUUCAUGCUGGUGAUGAAUGCUCUGGAUAACAGAGCGGCCCGUAACCAUGUGAACAGGAUGUGUUUGGCAGCAGACAUCCCUCUGAUAGAGAGUGGCACUGCUGGAUACCUGGGACAAGUCACAGUCAUCAAGAAGGGAAUGACGGAGUGCUACGAGUGCCAACCUAAACCCACCCAGAAGACCUUCCCAGGAUGCACCAUCAGAAACACACCGUCUGAGCCCAUUCACUGCAUCGUCUGGGCCAAGUACCUCUUCAAUCAGCUAUUUGGAGAAGAGGAUGCAGAUCAAGAGGUGUCACCCGACACAGCGGACCCGGAGGCUGCAUGGAAUCCUGAAGAUACGGCAGCUCGCGCCACAGCCUCAGAAAAGGACGGGGACAUCAAGCGAGUCUCCACCAAGGAAUGGGCCCGCUCCACAGGAUACGAUGCUGUCAAACUCUUCAACAAGCUUUUCAAAGAUGACAUCAUGUACCUGCUGACCAUGGACAAGCUGUGGAAGAAGAGGAAAGCUCCUAUACCUCUGGACUGGCAGCAGCUAAAGAACAGUGCAUGUCCCCAGGAAGAGUCUGUGGGUUCAGGUUUGAAGGACCAGCAGGUCCUUGGUGUUUGGGCCCUCUGCCAGCUGUUCCAGCACAGCGUGGAGACUCUCCGUUUACAGCUGCAGGAGAAGGGGGAAGGAGCUGAGCUUGUGUGGGACAAGGACGAUCCUCCAGCCAUGAACUUUGUUACUGCUGCAGCCAACCUGCGGAUGCACAUCUUUAGCAUGAACAUGAAGAGUCUCUUCGAUGUAAAGUCCAUGGCGGGUAACAUCAUCCCAGCUAUUGCUACAACCAACGCUGUCAUCGCUGGACUCAUCGUGCUGGAGGGGUUGAAGAUCCUCUCUGGAGAAUUGGAGUCCUGUCGCACGAUCUUCCUGAACAAGUGUCCAAACCUCAGGAAGAAGCUGCUGGUCCCAUGUAUCCUGGAUCCUCCCAGCGCCAACUGCUACGUCUGCGCCAGCAAACCUGAAGUCACAGUCAAACUCAACGUCCACAAAACCAUGGUCCUCUCUCUGCAGGACAGGAUCCUGAAGGAGCGGUUCGGCAUGGUGGCUCCAGAUGUUCAGAUAGAGGAUGGAAAAGGGACCAUCCUCAUCUCCUCAGAGGAAGGAGAGACAGAAGCCAACAACAGCAAAUUUCUUGCUGAUUUUGGGAUUCGUAACGGCAGCCGUCUCCAAGUUGAUGACUUCCUCCAAGACUACACACUCCUUGUUAAUGUCCUGCACAUUGAGGAACUAGAGCGGGAUGUGGAGUUUGAAGUUGUAGGUGAGGCUCCAGACAAAGCUCCGCCCCCUCAGGCUAACCAGGAAGAGGUUAACAGUAUCACCAACGGCAAUAAGGACUCCGCCCAGCCAUCCACCUCUUCUAAAGCUCCAGCAGAGGAGGAUGAUGUUAUGAUCGUUGACUCGGAUGAAGAGGAAGGGGCGUCGUCUAGUUCUGCAGCAGCGUCCAGCGGCACUAAGAGAAAGCAUUCAGAUGCCGAAACUGGCGAGACCUCCACCAAGCGCCCACGGACGGACCAAUCAAGUGCAGCAGCUGCCCCCACUGAUGACGACAUCAUUGCUCUGGACUAACCCCUCCUCCCUGGCCUCCUGAAGGACUGAGAACUCUUUGAACGCUUAUCGUUUUGACCCAAGAUUGACAGUAGGUUUAAAUAUAACGCCUCUUUUACUGCCCUGGUUCGUCUUUGGUCACUUCCUGCCCCCCCCCUGUGCUUUCAUACUCCCUCUGCUCUGACAUGUUGCUGUAAAUAGAUUCUACAUUUUAAAAUGUUUUGGAAAAAGAUACAUACAACUUCUUUUGUUAUUGUUAUUCAGUUCUGGUCCCUAUAAAAUGCUUCUCUUGAUGGUUAAAAAAAAAGUGCUUUUUUUGUAUUUUUUAUAAACGUACUGUAUUUUUCAUGCUAUACAAGUCAGGGUGUUUUUGUGCUUUGUGGUCAGGUAACAGAAGUUUUAAAAACCAAAACAUUUUCUUGGGUUGUAAUAUUGAGCGCAGUCAUUAUGAAGGGAAGCUAACAGGCGGUGUCUGCAGCUUGUGGUACUCAAACCCACGUGUCUGUCUGUAGAUGCUGUUGUCUGUGAUCUGAGGCACUGAUGGAGAGUUCGGCCACAUUGUGCCAUGGGGGUUAGUUUGCUACCUCUUUUCUAGAACUAACAUGUCUUGGCUGCAAAUUCAUAACCAUGCCCUCCAUAACACCGCCACAGUGAGGCGACCAGCUCUUAGAGAAUGAAGAAAAAGUCACUCGAUGGCUUCCUUUGAAUCUGCAAUGACUGCACUGUAUCCUCAAGGCUGUGGCUAAGCACAAGCUGCUUAGAUCCAGGCUAGUCGUAGUUUAAUAACAAAGUCAGGCGGCUUGGAUAAAUAAAGGGGAUACGCCGGAUAAAAGCACCAAUUUUUUUCCAUGUGCUCUCCAUCACCAUAAGUUUCAAUUUUUGGUAGGAGCCACUUCAUCAAGAAUGUGGAUCGGAGAUGGCAGCCAUAUUAAAUCUAUGAGAACCAAUAUAUCUUCCAAGCCACUUAGAAGGUCAAUCUUGGUGUCAAAAUAUACAUUUUCUGGGUCAAAGUAUUAUUUAAAGCUAUUGAGAAUAUCACUAGAUGAUUAUUAUAAUGGGUCAUACAGUGCAUGUAUUCACUGGCACACUGGAAUUACAAAGAUCUUUGUGGUUGUAAAUGUAAUAAAUGAUAAGUGAAGCUAAUAAAGUUUAAAUGUAUUCAUGUUAUCAAUUUUUCAGAAUACAUGCACUGUAUAUGAACUAUAUUAAUAUAUGUCAGACCAAUUAGAAACUGAGUUGAAAAUUAAGUUAAUACAUGGCCAAAAUGAACAUAUCUAUUUGAUCAUAUAAUCAUCUAGUGGUCUUUUAAAUAGCUUUAAAUGAUUCCUUGAUUUAAAAAAAAUAAAAAAAUAAAAAAAAAAUAAAGUAUAUUUUGACACUAAAAUUGACCUUCAAAGUGGCUUGGAAGAUAGAUUGGUUCUCAUAGAUUUUAUAUGACUGCCAUCUCUGAUCUGCAAUCUUGAUGAAGUGGCUCCUACCAAAAACUGAAAUCUAUAGUGAUAGAGAGCAUGUGGAAAAAGUGUGGUGCUUUUGUCCGGCAUGUCCCCUUUUCUUCUAAAAUCUGUUCCUAAGCUGCCUGAUUACAUGUUACAGUUGCUUUAGUAUGAUUGAGCAAAGAGGCCACGGUUUAUUAAGACUAUUAAAGACAGAAACGGAGAUGGAGUAGUGGUUUGACCAGAACCAGACAUUCUUUUUCAUAGAGCAGAGGUUAAUCUGAUGGCAGUGGAGUCUUGCACUGAAAUAACAUGAGAACCUCCUGCACAAAGUGGAGCAGUUGGGCUCCUGUUGACUACACCAGUCGAACUCCUGUGUCAGUGUCCAUAUUGCAUAUUUCAUUGUGAUCUGACUUGUUGAAAGGCUAUGAGAGCCCUUUGGACCAAUUUGGUGAAGACAAUAAACUCACAAAUGCAGAGGC
Molecule: messenger RNA, 4748 nt
Organism: Centropristis striata (black sea bass)
Lineage: Eukaryota; Metazoa; Chordata; Actinopteri; Perciformes; Serranidae
Gene: uba2
Product: ubiquitin-like modifier activating enzyme 2
Exons: 17
Coding region: 917-2854 (645 amino acids)
Biological process (GO): protein sumoylation
Cellular component (GO): cytoplasm; SUMO activating enzyme complex
Molecular function (GO): SUMO activating enzyme activity
Source: RefSeq, a predicted model, not a curated record